Messenger RNA from Seminavis robusta, 828 nucleotides. Lineage: Eukaryota; Bacillariophyta; Bacillariophyceae; Naviculales; Naviculaceae. The record is from the annotation of a GenBank genome assembly.
AUGUCAGGCACUUAUGCCCAUGAGCUGGCUGCUCGUGCCAUGGUUACGUUAGCCUUUGACCUUACUGGUUGGGGUGAAAGCAGUGCUUCGACGGAAGCUCGUAAAAGAUUCAUUGUAGACCCAACUGUCAAGACUGCGGAUAUCCAGUCUGCAGCCAAGUGCAUGCUCGGUCGGGACGAUGUGGACAAGACCAAACUUUCUGGAUUUGGUAUAUGUGCCUCCUCGGGGUACGUGACAGCCGCCGUGGUUGACAAUGCCAGUCUCCAAGAGCGGCUCCUUGCAUAGUUGCACGAUCCUCCAAUGGCAGAGGCCAUUUAUGGAGGCCCGGAAGCCACCGCCAAGCUCGUGGCUCUUGCGGAGAAUGCUGCUCCCAGAGGAAGUCCCAUCAUUCUCGUUUGUGGCAGCACUAUCGAUGACAAGGCAGUCAUGUACCAAGCUCCCUACUACAGUGAAGAAAACGGUGGCUUGAUUGCAGCCUACCGUAUGACAACAACUUCAAUGUGUUGGGCUGGAAGCAUUGGUUGACUUAUGACGCCCAAGCCUCGGCCGAUCGUUUGACAAAGCUCAGGAUAGUGGUGGGUUCCAACAGCUGCAGCUGCGUACGAGAAACGUCCAAGGUGCCCUUGGAGAAGGUUUGGUUGGGAGAUGACGUUCCACAGUUUGACUUUUACGAUCUCGAGGACACUGGCUGCUGAAACUUCAUGAUUUGGCCAAGUUCUUUCAAAAAUUAGAAAGACGGAGUGUGAACGGUUUGAUUCUUAUGAGCAGGUUGAUACAAAAUGCACGAGAUGAUCCCACUUGGAUGCUACACAGCUGUCAAGCGCACAG